Messenger RNA from Spirometra erinaceieuropaei, 6553 nucleotides. NCBI's taxonomy places the organism in Eukaryota, Metazoa, Platyhelminthes, Cestoda, Diphyllobothriidea, Diphyllobothriidae. The record is from the annotation of a GenBank genome assembly.
AUGUGUCAGACAUCCGCCUUCUCCAGUCGUCUCCUUUGGGAAAGGUAAGUCUCACUGAGGUACAUAGCGUCGUAUUUGUUCCGUCUUUAAGUUACGUGUUAGUUUAAUAUACUUUUCAUAGAAGUCAUAUCCAGACAUAUCUGCAAGUUACCGUGGCAGAGUCCUGGGCAACUAGUUGCAAUCACGGCAACGGUAUAGAAAAGGACCCCACCUAAUUGUCAGUAGAACGUGGAUCGUGCCACACGUGAUUUAUAGUAAAGGAAGUUUUAUGGGUAGGGCAGCACGUUAGAUAGUGAACUGACAAAAUGAAAUAAAACACAGAAAUCGCCUGGCUUUAUGCCGAAAGUCUUAUCCUACGCCAUUGUACGGCAAAGGAAAUGAAAGUAGUAAUUAAAAAAUAGAAAAAAAAGUAAAUUUAAUAAAAUAACGGAUUUUGAAUUAUGUUUUGAGGUUGUGGGAAGUAAUCGCUGUUGGCAGUGUAGUUUUUGCAAAUGCCUGCAAAUGCACGCCAGAAUAAAUUCCCAUAUUACACGAUCCACAGUUGAUUGACAGUUAAGCGGGGUCCUUCUCUAUACCGUUGCCGCAAUCACUUCUGGCAUAGAGGUGAAUGUUCGAAUUCUAGGUGUCUGUAUGAGUAAGAAACAAGAAGAUUGGUCGAGCACCGGAAUCAUUCUUGUUUGAGCUUUCGAACUCGUUCAAAAGUCCACGUUCAGAGAUAAAAGCAGCUACAGAACAGGCAUCAGUUAUAAGGGGUGUUUGCCAAUCAACGAUCGAUGGACAUUCUGGGUCAGGUUUUCGCUAAUAUUAGAGAAAGUCCCUUAAACCCCCUAUCCAUUUGGAUUAAACUACUGAUGUUGCAAAUUGUAGUCAACUCACUGCAUUGUUUGGAUGAUAAAGAACUAAAUGAAGAUUUUUUGAGAACUUCGUAUAAAUCGUGCUUCUGAAAUGCGGUUUGGGAGCAAUGCUUUGGAAUAAUAUUGGUGUUAGUCAAUUUAUAUGUUUCCAAAACUUGGCGAAAGGGCACUAAAUGUGCUCAACCCAUAUGUGACGAUAUACUUAUGCUAGUCUAAAAUUAGCAUUGGAUAUAAAAUAAGUUUUCAAGUUCGGCUUAAUCUGUUUAUUAAAGAUCUCGCAGGUAAGUUACUAUCCUUUCAAUGAAAAAGUCGCUCAGAAGCGUAACCCGAGUCUAGGACAUGUAUUAGCAUUGUAAAUUGCAAGAAUAUAUUCGAACUUCCAUUUUCGCUAAAAUUUACUGAUAUUUUACGUGAUAUAAUUACGUAAACAAAAUUUCUGCACAAGAAAAGGACAUUUCAUUGAAGGAUGUGGGUGAGCGAACAAAAUGCACAACGUUAAAUACGUCCAGAAAUUCUCGCAUUAGUUUGCGUUAUCCGAUUUCGUGAGAUAGGUCACGUGCUGUAUUUUCAGGUACAUACCGGAUUCUCGCCCCCAACGGUCCGACUUUUAGUGAUCGCCGCAUCCUAACUCGCAUCAGCAUUUCUCGUUUCAUACAAAGGGGCAGAUCCGUGCAGGCUGUGGAAGCCGACAGUUGUAUUAGUGUAAGUUGCUAAACAUAUUACUAUAUGGAUUAUAGUAGUUUGUGUUGUUAACUAAAAUUGUUCACGUGAAUAUUCACAAAGUCGAGGUCACCAAAUGCAGGCUUUCGAUUGUUUAUUCUCAGGCCUCUAAUAAUAGGAGAAUACACGGGGAACGCGCUUGCUAUCAGUAAAAUGAAUGUAUCGACCAGAUCACCUCUUCGUCCCGCAGAGGUUUGGCAGACCUUUUCCUCCGUCGUAUGAGGUACUUUGAAAAGGUGACUUUGCGACAGCGGAUUGGCUGGUGGAGAAAGAAGAAGAUGAUGGAGAAUAAGCAGGAGGUGGGGGUGGAAGUAGAGGAGGAGAAAAAGAAGAUUGGCAUGAAAAAGUAAGAUCCAAAAGCUUUUUAUUGAGGAAUAGGGGAAAUUUAAGUAAAAAAAACUUCUUCAAUGUUUGAGUGAGGUUAUUAAAAUAAUUUCAGCCGUGUCUUGUAAUCUAUAGUUUUUGUAUCAAUUACCUGUAUGACCGAGUUUCGGCCGUAACUUAGAUCGCAUGCAAUAAUACUUUUAUCCCCUAUUUUGAGUACUGUGGAAAAUAAUUGUAGGUCGGCAUCAUACUGUAAAAAUUUUCAUGAUAGGCAGCUGUCUCUGAUGAUGGGUUAGAGUAAAAAUCCGAGACGUCAUUCGAACUGACUUCUUAUUCCAGCGAUCGUGUCUUCUUCUUCUGAACUGCCUUCUGGAACUCGUAGACUCCCUUCCAUACAUGACCGACUUUCCAAUGCCUCCGCGCACCGAAUGUCUAGAUGUCAAAUCGCAAUACAUACCAAACAAUUAAAUGUAGUCCGUUAAUUCCUGACAGAUAUACAUUAAAAGCAGCAGUUAUUUUUAGACCACAAUCUAAAUCAAUAUGAUCUCCUGAUGUCAUAAGUGUCGCCAUCAUCUGGCGAGUAGUUGUUAAUAUAUUAUAGACAUAUUACUUUCUUUGUUUGAGUAACGCUUACUGUUUAAAUAUUUAAAUGAAACCCACGACAACUCACUCGCCGUUAACCUGAAAUUUUAUUCUGCUGGCGGACUACUGCAAACGUUUAGUGUACUUAUUAAGACCAUACUUUCGAUCCUGCAAACGUACAGGCGUACACAAUAACCUUAUCAGAAUUGGCUUUUACCUAAUACAAAUGGAUUUUAUACCUCCUUCUCACCCGUACUUCUGCGUUUACAACCUGCUCACACAGUUCGUCCGUUAUGUCUCAGGGUUGGUGCGAAAAAACUGACUUCCGCCUUUGUAGAAAAAAGAAUUGGACUGCAAGUGAACAAACGAGUGUUUAGCAAUGCGCCGAUGGCGUCAGUAUCGUUCGUAUGCAGAACGCAGACCUCAAAACCACUAGAAUAUAUCUCAGCCUUCCCCCUCCACACCGUAAGGUCGCGAAAUUCUCUGCCUACGACUCAAGCUAUCGGGAUGCUUUCUCGGUAUUCCUUAUAACAUGUCGUGCCUCCUUCUAAUGUCAUGCUUCCUAAGGCAAGACAUGAAACACCCUCCGCAGUUUUCAUGGAACCCUGGUAGACAUCUUUUGAUAAGCUUUCAAAUGGAAAAGGUUUUCUAGGUGGGGCCGCAAGGCUCGUCAACAGGAGGCAUAGUCUGAAGCCAGUUCUUGCUCAGCGGCACAGUGGGUUUUGCGUGAAAAUUUUUUCGGUCAUCUCUGUCAACAGCAUUUUAAAAAACAGCACUGACUUAGCAGUUGCAUUAGCUGACAAUUUUUCUAAAUUUCUGGCUAAUUUCAAGCAAGCUUUAUGGAAAGAAAGAAGGAAUGAAAGUGUGUCAGACAUGAAUAUACGCGACCCUCACUCUUUCAGGUUAGUGCAAAACCACCACCAAUACGGAACUGGUGAUAAAAGCGGUUUUGGGGGUGGGACCCUUGGAAGGACGGAUGAUGUAACGCCCCUGGACAUGAAUAGAAUUGUUUGAAUGUGUGACACUUUUCCGCGCGAGGACCUAGGGUGGAGAUGGCGUAACCGCGUGUCGGUGAAGAUGGCCGGUGUCCUUUCUCUCUCUUCUGCCGAUCCCUUCCCCCGCACCGUACCGUAACGCUCGCAUCGCUCUCCGUCUCACUACAUCGGCACCUCCCUCGACCCUUCCCUGCAGUUGCCCACAGAGCUGCAUUCCCCACCGGUUAAUGAGCUGGCAUGUCGGUAUCGCCUCCCCACCCAGACAGGCCAUUUUAUGGCUGUAACUCAUUCCACCUGUACGAGUAACUAUUAUUAUUAUACGUUUCUCCCAUGACCGUCUUGUUAUACUAUACUGUAUCCCGUUCCCGACGUACCAUCUUCGGCUGAGUGUGAAUGAGUAUUCAGAGAUGCUAACAGCUCUGUUCAGACCUAUCUCUUUCCAGGAUCUACUCUCAGCGUUUCCUUACCUUGGUGUGUGCUACCCUUGAUGUCCUCGCCCGCUACAAUGAUGCGGCUGAAAGUAUGUAGCCAGCCAAAAAUCCUAUUUACGUCAUACGUCUGUUUGGGCGGCUAAAACGAUUCCAAAUUCAACUUUGCGCAGAGUAAGAAGUAGCCCAUAGGAAGGGCUGAAACUGAGUGGCCAAUGAGCUUUCAGCAAGGUUGUCAAGGCCCCACCUGUUCAACCCCCUACCACCUUUUCCGGUCUUACGUUAAGGUUCCAAGGAGAGGAAAGAGUGCAUAUACUCAUUUGCUACCUUGGAAAGUUUACAGCAUUCAUAAUAGUUGAGACUAUCGAGUGACUACUUGUGUAGUCUGCCGUCGUCGGGCUUAUUGAUGGUGUAGGUAAAUUCAUUUUGACCCAACUGGGAAAAACUCGACGCCUCGGUGGGAUUCGGACCCAAGACAGCAGGGGGAAGGCUUCAGUGCAGCGAACGCCCUAGCCACCCCCGCCACGAGGUCCCAUCGGGGUCGUGGGUUUGAUCACAUUUGGUUGAUAAAGUUCCAACACAGUCAUUAUCGAUCGCAAUAUUCUAUAAACGUCGGGAGGCAACGCUAUAGGGACAAAUAGGACUAUGCGUAUUUGUUUCAUAAAAAGCCUAUUUCAUGAAGUGUUGGCCAAAAUUGUGAAUUGUGCUUUCGAUUAGAAAGGACUAUUUAAGUGAGGUUGUAAGACCGAUUAUCCAGCAACAUAAUCCCACGAUCUUUCUGUCAAGCAGGGAUGCCGGCAUUGAAUGCACUUCUUUUCGACUAUUUGCAAAGACCACACUGAGUGAAAAUGACUAUUAAUUUAGUAUGAAUUUCCCCCAUUGAUUUUCAACGUCCACAUAAACUAAAAUAUAGUUCAUAGAAAACAUGCGCAAAAUAUACUUUCUUGUGCCUAUUUGGUAACACAAUACGUCCUCGGCAGAGUCUAUAUUCGAAGAAAUUGCAUUUUUCGGCCUUAGAUAGCUUUUUCAAUUCGCGAAUAACUCUAGACCUAACCUGUAGUUGCACUUGCGCCUAGGAUUUAGUGACUACAUGUUGUGUGCUUUCCGCGUAAGGAAAACCGUCCAUUUAUCCAUGCUCUUAAAAAGACGUCAUAGAGAGCUUUUAAAAUUCUGCAAUGAAUUUGGACCAUAUUGUUCAUAAACGGACAGAUACGAUGCUACAUGCAGGGACUUUUGACGGUCUUCAAAGAUACCUUAGGUACAGAAAUUUAACAAACAACAGCAACUAAUGCUACCUAUACUGCUGCCACUUCUAUCCCUAAUACGUGCUGUAGGUUAUAUAGAAACCAUAAGGAGUCGAAACGCGGGUAAUACUUCAAACUACGCGCACAUAUAUAAUUACUUUUAAAAUACCGUCCUGUUAAACUUGCUUGCCCACCGUUUAUAUUUCCGCAACCAGUUAACUUAGAGAGCGACGGGGAAGCUCUGUAUCCCGUCCCUCUGCCCUUUCCCCACUCCUCCUUCUCCCCUAUCCUCAAAAGUUCUACGGCGAGAGCAGCAACUAUCACAUAGGCGGCCCAGGCCCACUCGGGUCGUUCUCCCACCAAGCAAAGUCGUGGCCCAUAGUGGAGUCCGGCAAACGUCUGGGAUGUCUGAGCAGCCCAAUUUAGGGAGGGCAUUGCUCACCCCAACCCCCGCUAGAUCGCAGUUGGUAGCCAGGUCCCGUAUCACCGGUGGCUGGGGGGUUUGUUUGCUGGGGCUGUUUUGUGGGGUUCCAUAACCACAUCUGACCCAUUUGGCUUCCGUUUUACGUUUGAGGUAAGGAUAAGGGUACCGGUUAAUGGUUUCCGAGUUUCGGGUUAGAGUUAUGACUUUAGGCUUAGGUUUUCGGGUUACAGUUAGAGUUUGAGCGUACGAUUAGGUUUCAGUAUUACGCUUAGUUUUUUCAGUUAUGGCUACGGUUACGUUUACGAUUUCGAAUGGGUUUAGGCUUAGGGUUGCCGUUAGGGUUAACGGUUAACGUUUACUGUUGAGGUUAGGGUUAAGGUCGCCGCCUGUUUCCUCAUUCCUGGCUACCAACCGCGAUCACCACCCCCUCGAGGGCGAAGGAGCUAGAAAAGGUGUCCUGAGAAGAGGCUGAGAUCACGUCCUCUGCGCGCUGACGGUGGCUGACAGACGCAAAACACACGAUCGGAACAGCCAAGCAAGAAACCAUACUUUACCUCUUCCUCCUCCUCCCCCUCCUCCUAAUCGUCCCACCCCACAGUCUGGUAGGGCGAGUUCGCCCACUGACAGCAUGGAAUUUUUUUCUAUUUUAGACAAUCCGAGGAGCAACCGACCGGAACGGAGGACGGCGCUAGUGGCACGGGAACUGGUGAGCUACAAGGUGGACAUCGUUGCACUCAGCGAGACCCGAUUCUCCGAACAAGGUCAACGGGAGGAAGUGGGUGCUGGCUACACCUUCUUCAGGAGCGUUUGUCCCAUGGCAGAGCGACUUGGCGCGGGCGUCGCUUUUGCCAUCCGGAAUGACAUCGUGGGACGACUGCCCUGUCUUCGGCAGGGCAUCAACGAUCGCCCGGUGUUCUUCCGCUUCCGCGUCUCCAUGGAGGCAAAUUCAUCACCAUCGUCAGCGCCUACGCUCCCACCAUGA